AGGCGCUUGAGCAUCCAGUCAUGGAAUUUCUCUCAGGUAAAAAGUCAAAAUAGUUUUGACGACUUCUUUAUAAAGACUUGCCUUCCCCAGAAGACUACCUCUCUUAAGAUCGACCCUUCCCCAGACUAUGUUCCUGCCGCAACACCUUACACACCAACUCAAUUCGCACAAAAUCAACUCUUGAAGCGUAGCGCCACAGUAUACAUCGCUGCAUUCGCUCCCCGGACCCAAGCCACAACGUCAUUGGACAAUCAUCCACUCACCUGCAGCGCAACCAGGUCUCAGCUGCACCCCAGAGUUUUCGCUCAAGCCAUGCCAGGCCGCUUGCUGCAAUCCCUUGCCAGGGUAGCGCCUUCACCGUUGCCCAAGCUCGACAGUCACACACCACAGCCACUGUUUCCUCCUGUCUACUCUUACGCACCACCGGUUGAGGAGAAGAGCAGGUCACAAGAGAAUCUCAUCAUGGCCCGUCUUCCAUUUGUGCGUCAUCACAGCCAUGACGGCGCAAAAAAGACGCCCAAGGGCACUCCCAAGGGCACUCCAAAGUCCAGCCCUAAGCUCGAUCCCCAUGUGGCCGCAUCGAUGAACAUGAGCGUGGAGUCGCCGCCAGUCGUGUUCUACAACAACCCACAGAACUCAGCUGGCGCUAUUUUUACUGGUCAGCUCCUGCUCAACGUGCAUGAGCCCCACAUCACAAUCGAGAAGUUCGAGAUGAAGCUUCUCGCAAUCGUCACCACUAAGAAGCCUGUCGCCCAGCACUGCAGCGACUGCGCCAAUCAGACUACUGAGAUCCACACUUGGGAUUUCUUGACACAUCCAACAUCGUUGCGCAAUGGUCAGCACUCCUACCCGUUCAGCCACCUCCUUCCAGGUCACCUGCCAGCCACCACCCAUGGCAGCCUUGCCACCCUCGAUUACUACCUCUCCGCUGUCGCAACCACCUCAAAGGGCGACAAAAUCACCUACAAGCGCGCUGUCGACAUCAGGCGCGCGAUCUUCCCUGGAAAUGAAAAGCAUUCCAUCCGCAUCUUCCCGCCCACGAACCUGACUGCUUCGGUCAAGCUACCUCCGGUCAUUCAUCCGAUUGGCGACUUCCCCAUCGAGAUGCGUCUCUCUGGCAUUGUCCAGAACAAGGCCGACUCGCAGACUCGCUGGAGGCUCAGGAAGCUCAACUGGCGAAUUGAGGAGACCCAGAAGUUCAUUGCGCCCGCCUGUUCCAAGCACAUUGGCAAGGUUGGAGGCGAGGGCAAGGGUGUCCUCCACGAGGAUGUUCGUGCCAUCGCAAGCGAGGAGGUCAAGACUGGCUGGAAGACUGACUUCGAACGCGGUGAGAUUGACGUUGAGUUCAACGCUGCCUGCAACGUUGGCUUGAAGCCACUUUGCGACAUGGACAGCCAGAGCGGCAUGAGCGUCAAGCACAAUCUCAUCAUUGAAAUGGUUGUGGCUGAGGAGUGGGCGCCACUUAAGAAGCUCAGCCAGGCUACACCCACCGGUGCCGCACGCGUUCUCCGCACUCAGUUCCACCUUGUCCUCACCGAACGCUCGGGUAUGGGCAUCGCUUGGGACGAGGAGCAGCCCCCUGUCUACGAGGAUGUACCUGCUAGCCCACCUACCUAUGUGGACGAUGUUGAGGUCCAGUUUCCCGAAAUCAACAGCGCCACAACUUCUCGAUCGGCCUCAUUCAGCCUAGAAAGCUGAGCAUUAUACCCUUCAUCACAACGACUUCAUUACUGCCAACUUUUGGCGAUCUGAGCGUACUUCACGAUUUUCCUUUCCACGUCGAUUGGCGAUUCAACUUUGAGUUUCUGGUGGACAGUGUAGGAUAUACCCAUUUGCAUGCCCCAAUAGGGCCUUUACAGCAUUGUUUGGUAGGAGUUUUGGGUGCGGUCGAGUUGAGCCUACAUGAGCUCCUCUGUAUGGCAUACCACUGGCGUUUUGCAUUUUCAAAAAAGUUCUUUAUCGCUACUCUACAUAGUAAUACAAAGCAGCUCAGCUGUGAAAUUGCAUCUCAA
Messenger RNA from Boeremia exigua, 2012 nucleotides. RefSeq lists its product as uncharacterized. The record is from RefSeq and is a predicted model, not a curated record. Bases 313 to 1698 code for a protein of 461 amino acids. NCBI's taxonomy places the organism in Eukaryota, Fungi, Ascomycota, Dothideomycetes, Pleosporales, Didymellaceae. Gene Ontology annotation, cellular component: plasma membrane; cytoplasm; cytosol. Gene Ontology annotation, molecular function: protein-macromolecule adaptor activity; ubiquitin protein ligase binding. The transcript has a single exon. Gene Ontology annotation, biological process: ubiquitin-dependent endocytosis.